GAGUAUAAGUUCAUGUCCAGAGCAGUAGAGUUGGUAAAGCAAUACGCUUCUACUGGGCGUAUUAAGGUCCCGCAGCCUGGGGAUACCGUCCAUAAUGACAGUUGUGUGCUGUCUAUGGAUACACCAUUGUAUCCUGUAGAGGGUCUGUAUGUAUCGUUGGAGGAAGGUUGGAAGGGGUAUGGUAGGCCUUUUCUCGAUGUUGAUAUCAAUAACCACGACAUAAGCAGCGCAUCAGGAGCUGUGGUGUACUUACAUAUCACCACUAAAUUGAGUCUAAAAAAGAAGGAUGAUGACGAGGAGAAAGAGCCGACCAAGUUGGCUAUAGGGGUCCAAGGGGGAUUUGAUGGUGGCAAGGAUUAUGAGGAGGAAAAAGAUUAUCGAAUUGCAGUAGUCCCCUAUUGUAAUGGGAAGGUGGAUACUGAGUGGUUGUAUCUGUCCCUGGACGACCUGUCCGACCUACCCGAGAUCGUGGCUGAGGCUGUUCUUGCUAUUAUCGAUCAUAAGGGUGCCGAGGAUGAUGCCGCUGUGAUGGCUUGGGAGGCGGGGGAGGAGGAGCGGCCUGUUAGCAAGUAUGCGGCUGAGCUAGCUCAGGAGGUGCCGGUGAAGAGGAUAAGCCCUAACUCGGCUGAUUGGUAUUGUGAGAAGUCUGGGGAUAGGGAGAAUCUUUGGUUGAAUCUCUCUGAUGGAUAUAUAGGUGGCGGUAGGCGUAAUUGGGACGGUAGUGGUGGUAGCAAUGGGGCAUUAGAGCAUUAUCUUGAGAUGAAGGAUCAGGGCAAGAUGUACCCUUUGGUGGUUAAAUUGGGUACUAUCACGCCUAAGGGAGUGGCUGAUGUAUUCUCCUAUGCUGAGGAUGAGGAUACUAUGGUCAGUGAUCCGAAGCUGGCACAGCAUCUGGAGCAUUGGGGGAUCGACGUGAUGAAGAUGUCUAAAACGGAUAAGUCUAUGGCCGAGAUGGAGGUUGAACUCAACAAGGAGUUUGCCUUUGAUCGGAUUACUGAGGCUGGCAAGGAAUUGGAUAGAGUGCGAGGCCCGGGUUUGGUGGGGCUUCGGAAUCUCGGGAAUAGCUGUUAUAUUAAUAGCUUCUUGCAGCUGAUAUUUAGUGGCAGUGUGGAGGCUUUGAAGAGGAGGUAUGUGGAUGAGAAUGGUGUGUUGAGGAGGAGGAGCCCACAGAGAACUGUGUUGGAAGUGGCUAAGCUGACCAACGCCCUCAAUGGGACGAGGUACUGUCCUCCGAUACCACAGGGAGAGGAGGAAAGGAAGUUGGACCCUUUUAAUGGUAUGUUGGCACCAGUUAGUCUACGGAAGCACUUUGGCAAGGGUCAUCCCGACUUCUCGACCUCAUCACAGCAGGAUGCAGCGGAAUAUCUGCUUUAUUUCCUGGACAAGUUGGAUCGAGCGGAACAAGCUUCAACAAGCUCGGCAUCCUUCCAUGAUGGCUUGACUCUGAGUAGUGAUGAAUUUGGUUAUGUUAUAGAGGACCGGUUAGAGUGUACUAAAUCUGGGACUGUGAGGUACUCAAGACGGCGGGAGAAUCUAUUCCCCUUGGUAGUGAGCAUGGAUGAUGCUGUUGGGGAGGCUAAGAGGCUGAAGACUGAUGAUGAUAAAGAGGAGGAGGAAGGGUCGUCGCCGCCUCCAGUGGUGCCCUUUGAGGCCUGUUUGAAGAGGACCAUGGCCCCUGCUAAUGUGGAGGGUUUCCGCAGCCCGGCUUUGGUAGUAGCUGGGUUAUGGUUGAAGAACUUCACUUUCGUCACGAUGCCGCAGUACUUGGUGGUACAAGUGUCGAGAUAUUAUGUGGAUCCAUCAUGGCAGUUGGCUAAGCUCAACUGUUCGGUACCUAUGCCGAUGGAGUUGAACAUGGAGCGGUAUCAUAAUAAGAGCCCAGGCAUGCAACCAGGCGAGAAGCCCAUGCCCGAUUCGAACCCGGGCCCGACAGCUACUACUACUACAGUGGUAGAGGCUGAUGAGGAGAUAGUGGUAAUGCUGAUGUCCAUGGGAUUUGAUAUGGACCAGUCUAAGAGGGCAUGCUUAAAGGUUGGCAAUAGUUCCGCCGACGCUGCCGCCUCAUGGUUGAUGGAGCAUAUGGAUGAUCCACCUACUCCUACUAAUGCUGAGGGAGAGGCCACUACUAUAGAGGACAAUGCAGAUGCUGUGGUUAUGCUUACCUCGAUGGGCUUCAGUGAUAGGCAGGCUAAGGCGGCUCUUAAGGCUACUAGUAACAAUGUGGAAAGAG
This is a messenger RNA of Perkinsus marinus ATCC 50983, 2230 nucleotides long. RefSeq names its product ubiquitin carboxyl-terminal hydrolase A, putative. Gene Ontology annotation, cellular component: cytosol; nucleus. Gene Ontology annotation, biological process: protein deubiquitination. The transcript has 16 exons. The record is from RefSeq and is a predicted model, not a curated record. NCBI's taxonomy places the organism in Eukaryota, Perkinsozoa, Perkinsida, Perkinsidae. Gene Ontology annotation, molecular function: cysteine-type endopeptidase activity; cysteine-type deubiquitinase activity; protein binding. The annotation marks the transcript as partial.